Molecule: messenger RNA, 2563 nt
Organism: Manihot esculenta (cassava)
Lineage: Eukaryota; Viridiplantae; Streptophyta; Magnoliopsida; Malpighiales; Euphorbiaceae
Product: cysteine-rich receptor-like protein kinase 2
Exons: 8
Coding region: 242-2194 (650 amino acids)
Biological process (GO): protein phosphorylation
Molecular function (GO): ATP binding; protein kinase activity
Source: RefSeq, a predicted model, not a curated record
UUCUUUCAUGGGUUCAAACUUGGAAGUUUGACAUGUCUGGACUCUCUCUCCUGUUCUAACAAGUCUUGCUGAUGACUUGUGCACCAUCUCAAUUCUCAUUUCUUCAUUGUUUUCUUCUUAUUCCUUCAAAUUAACUUCUCCCUCUCAAGAAUUCUCAGCUUCUGCUUCCCAGAUGCUCAAAAAGGGAUAGACUCGUAACUAAAACUACAGUUACUUGAGUUGGUAUAAGAUCAGCAGAAAGAUGAGAAGAACAAUCCUAUCAGUCAACUAUGAAUGCAUUUUCUUCUAUUUUGUUGGAUGUUUAGUAAUAUAUCAGUCAGUGAUGGGGGAUCCCAGAACCCAGCAAGUGAACGUUACAUGUGGACGCCAACUUGAGAACAACCCGACCAUCUUUGUACCGAAUUUUGUUGCCACAAUGGAGAACAUCAGCGAGCAGAUGCGCACUUCAGGUUUUGGAAUAGCUGUUACAGGUUCAGGACCUGACAUUAACUACGGCCUUGCUCAAUGUUAUGGAGACCUUUCUUUACUUGACUGCGUAUUGUGCUACGCUGAGGCACGUACAGUUCUGCCACAAUGUUACCCUUACAAUGGGGGUCGCAUUUUCCUUGAUGGUUGCUUCAUGAGAUCAGAAAACUACAGCUUCUUUCAGGAAUAUAAAGGACCUGGAGACGAAAUUGUGUGUGGGAAUACAACAAGGAAGAAUUCAACGUUUGGGGAAUCAGCUAAGCAGGCUCUAUCAACUGCAGUUUCAAGUGCACCAAAUAACCGAGGCUACGCAAGAGCUCAAGUGACAGUUCCAGGGACAAACGAAUCUGCUUAUGUAUUAGCUGAUUGCUGGAGAACAUUGAAUGCAAGCUCUUGCAGGGCAUGCUUGGAGACUGCUAGUGCAUCCAUUUCGAAAUGUUUGCCUUGGUCGGAGGGGAGGGCACUGUAUACCGGUUGUUUUAUGAGGUACUCGGAUAGAGAUUUUCUCAAUCCGGUGCCGAGAAGUGGACGUUCAAGAGGCAGCGUCAUAGUAAUAGUGGUUUCAGUUGUCAGCGCUCUGGUGGUUCUUGGAGUUGCGGUAACUAUAGGAAUUUAUAUCUGGAAGCGCAGAUACAUACAGAAGAAAAGAAGAGGUUCGAAUGAUGCACAUAAGCUGGUUAAAACCCUCAAUGACAGUAGCUUGAACUUCAAGUAUUCAACACUUGAGAAGGCUACAGGAUCUUUCGAUGAUGCCAACAAGCUUGGACACGGAGGAUUCGGAUCAGUUUAUAAGGGAGUUUUGCCAGAUGGGAGAGAGAUUGCUGUGAAGAGGCUUUUCUUUAACAACAGACAUAGAGCAGCCGAUUUCUACAAUGAAGUUAACAUGAUAAGCAGUGUGGAACACAAAAAUCUGGUCAGGUUGUUAGGAUGCAGUUGUUCUGGACCUGAAAGCCUCCUUGUCUAUGAAUUCCUGCCUAACAAGAGUCUGGACCGUUUCAUCUUCGAUCAAAACAAGGGCAAAGCACUGACUUGGGAGAAGAGAUAUGACAUCAUGGUUGGGACAGCAGAAGGUUUAGUCUAUCUUCAUGAAAACUCCAAAAUCAGGAUCAUUCACAGGGAUAUAAAAGCCAGCAACAUUUUACUGGAUUCUAGGUUUCGUGCUAAGAUUGCCGAUUUUGGAUUGGCCAGGUCUUUCCAAGAAGAUAAGAGUCAUAUCAGCACAGCCAUUGCAGGAACACUUGGCUACAUGGCACCAGAAUACCUUGCUCAUGGCCAGUUAACUGAAAAGGCAGAUGUCUACAGCUUUGGUGUGCUUUUGUUAGAGAUAGUCACAGGGAGGCAGAACAACAGGAGCAAAACCGCCGAAUAUACGGACAGCCUAGUCACACUUACGUGGAAGAAAUUUCAGGCAGGGACUGUGGAAGAGCUUUAUGACCCAAACCUGAUGCUGCACCACCACCAUUACAGCAACGUGAAGAAUGAUGUCUUUAGAGUAGUGCAAGUAGGACUUCUGUGUACGCAAGAGGUACCAUCACUUCGACCAACAACGGCAAAGGCGCUACAGAUGCUAACAACAGAUGAACAACUCCCUGCACCCACUAAUCCCCCUUUCAUAGAUGAAAAAACCAUGGAACUCAAUGACACAUGCGAGGACCCAUGGUACCCUCUCAACGCUGGCCUUUCAGCAUCAAUUGCAACUAUCACCCAUAGUUCCUUCCAUCCAAGAUGACCUGAAGAGCAACAAACAAUUGCAUUUAAAACGUCAAGAGAAAAAUGAAAGAAGAUAAAUAUCCCAGUCGGUAAGUACGUUACCUCAUCAAAGCAUAUCUUGCAAGCAUUUUGAGGAAGCUGAUGGGGAUAUGUGAGAAGUUGGCAAUAAAUGCAGAUCGGCGUCCAAUGACUUGUAGAUAUAAAGUAGAGGAUACUUGCCAAUGUUCAAAUAUUUAUCAUGAAAUUAGAGAAAAGUACAUCAACUAAAGUUGUAUUAUUGCUUGCUAUACAAUUUUGGGUUUAAAUGAAUGAAUCUCAGCUUGCCGAAGACUGGAUAGAGACUGCUAGUGGGUCCCUAUUUCUUUUUCGUGCAAAAUUGCUUUUUUUU